Molecule: messenger RNA, 1955 nt
Organism: Cuculus canorus (common cuckoo)
Lineage: Eukaryota; Metazoa; Chordata; Aves; Cuculiformes; Cuculidae
Gene: HSD17B1
Product: hydroxysteroid 17-beta dehydrogenase 1
Molecular function (GO): oxidoreductase activity
Source: RefSeq, a predicted model, not a curated record
GAGUAAAGACCUGGUGGUGAGUGCUCUUCUCUUCGUGUGCGUCCAUCUCCUCUCCCCAGUGCGGGACUGGUGGGAAAUGAGGAGUAGGGGAGCAGCACUUGGCCUUCGAGCCUCCAUAGCUGGAAAAACACAUUGUCAGGAGCGUGCCGGCAGCUGGGAUGCCUUGCGUGGCACGGCACGGCGUGGCUGGAGCUGGCGCCGACCCCUGUCUUCGCUGCCCUUGUGCCCCAGAGCCUCCUCCUGGGGGUGGUCCUGGCUCUGUGGGGUCUUUAUCACCACAGCUGCGCAAGCAUUGAGCGUAGGGAGCGCCGGACGCCGCGAGGGAGGUGGGUGGAGGAGCCUUGAGAUAAGGCGGCAGACACAACACAGGGGUGGGGGGCAAAGGAGGAACCCUCCUUCCCAGUCCUUUUUAAACGGCGCGGCCCCCCUCGGCUGCCACCGCUUUGCCAUGGAGAAAACCACGGUGCUGAUCACAGGCUGCUCCUCAGGCAUCGGCUUGGGGUUGGCCGCGCGCCUGGCAGCCGACACCGCUCACAGGUUCAAAGGUAAAGGAGGGGGGACGAUGCGCCAUGGGGUGGCAUCUGGGGAAGGGGUCUCCUGGGAGGCGGCAGCUCCAGAGGAGCCUGAGCUCACCACCACCACCACCACCACCACGGCGGUCUCUCCUCCAGUCUACGCCACCAUGCGUGACUUGGCCAAGGAAGAGCGGCUGCGGGAGCGCCUGGGGGGCUGCUGCCCCAGCACGCUGGAGGUCCUGCAGCUCGAUGUCACCGACCCGCGCUCGCUGGAGGCCGCGGUGCAGCAGUUGCAGGGGCAGCAGCAGCUGGAUGUGCUGGUCUGCAACGCCGGGGUGGGACUGAUGGGUCCCCUGGAGACCUGCUCCGACCAAGCCAUGAAGACCGUCUUCGACGUGAACCUCUUUGGGACCAUCCGCACCAUCCAGGCGUUCCUGCCUGCCAUGAAGCGCCGCAGAGCUGGGCGGAUAAUUGUCUCCAGCAGCAUCGGGGGGCUGCAAGGGCUGCCCUUCAAUGCCGUGUACUGUGCCAGCAAGUUUGCGGUGGAGGGGCUGUGUGAGAGCCUGGCCAUCGUCCUGCAGCCCUUCAACAUCCAUGUGACACUGGUAGAGUGCGGACCCGUCAACACCAGCUUCCUGGCCAACCUGCAGCGCCCAGACCCUGAGAGCAGCGAGCUGCAGGGGUUGGACACCAAGACGCAGAAUCUCUACCACCGGUACCUCCAGCACUGUCAGAGCUUCUUCUGCGAGGCGGCCCAGGAGGUGGAAGAGGUCCUGCAGGUGUUCCUGGAGGCCAUCGGCACCCCCUGUCCUCCCCUGCGUCGCCUCACCACCCAGCGCUUCGCCUCGCUCUCCCGCCUGCGCCUGGACAGCCCCAAUGGCUCCAUGUACGUCCAGGCCAUGCAUGACUUCGUCUUCGGCCACGGCGAGGCCAGUGACGCCAGCGAGCCCCAGCCCUGAGCAGAGCCGCCGUGAUGCCGGGGUGACUGCCCUGGGGUGCGGACCCCCCGUCCUGCAAGCGCAGAACCUCAACCCCGCGGUGUCCAUCCCAUCUGGAGGGGUCUCACUGCCAUCGUGGCACCAAUAAAGCCGCGUUGCAGCUCCUGGCUCUGUCCCUCCCAUCCUGCCCGGUCCCUGGUACCCAGUGGGAUUCAGUCCCUGGGGCUCCCCUGGUCCCCCGCGAUCCAGCUGGGAGGGAUCAGCCCCAUCUCGGGGAUCCGUUGGGGUUCAGUCUGGUUCCUGGCAGGGAUCAGCCCCAUCCUCGGGGACUAGCGGUGUUCAUCCCGGUCCCCAACGGGGGUUCAUCCCAGUCCCCAGUGCUCGGUGGGGGUUCAUCCCGGUCCCUGGUAGGGGUUCAUUCCGGUCCCUGAUGCCCGGUAGGGGUUCAUUCUCGUCCCCGGAGGGUUCAUCCCGGUCCCCAGUGCCCAGUGGGAGUUCAUCC